CUGGGUCCAUAGCUAGAUUAAAAAAAAAAAAAAUGGAACCACACAACGCCUAUCCUCAACAGAGAGGAAAGAAGUGACACCGAGAGCUACCAAUUGCUUCUCAAGUUCUUUUUUUCGGAGUUGAGGAGGAAGUCGUUACCAUGGCAACCGAGAAGCGCUCCUCCCCUUCCCCCGCCCCCUUCUGAAAAUCCGCCCCCUACGAUUGAGCAACUGGAAGCUUCGAACUACAUUUCCCAGAGGGUAGAGAGUCGCGCCGACUCUUGCGCUCAAACUCAACCCCCCAGAAUCCUCCUCUCGAGGCUGGUCCAGGCUAUCGGGGUUCGGGGGGCUAAACUACCUGGGAAAGAAAGCUCGGCGUCUUCUUCGGGCCCUAACAUCUGUGACCUUAUAACUCAGGAUCGGACCCGGAGAAUAGCAGUUUGUACGCACCGUCUAGGGUCGGAGGCCUGCAUUCUCAAAACUCUGCCUUUUUCUAAGAGAGAGAAUUACAAAAGAGGAGGGAAUGGCUACUGUGUCCCUGAUAACCAAAGCCCAGGAAUCAGUGACAUUCAAGGAUGUGGCUGUAAACUUCACCCAGGAGGAAUGGGGACAAUUGAACCCUGCUCAGAGGAACCUGUACAAGGAUGUGAUGCUGGAGAACUACAGAAACCUCAUUUCAUUGGGAUUUCCCAUAUCUAAACCAGAUGUGAUCUUCAAAUUGGAGCAAGGAAAAGAGCCAUGGAUGUUCACUCUGCAGAAAGCCAAAGAGAGGGAGGUUCUAAAAAAUUCCUCUCCAGUUCCAGACUGGGAGAAUAGGCCUGAAACCCAACAAUCAACUCAAAAUGAGAACAUUCAUGAAGAAGCAGAAUCACCAAGGAUAUUAGUUCCUCUAGGCCCUACAUUUGGAGAAAUUCUUCUGUCUGAGGGUAGAUUGGAGAAGCAUCAGGAAAACUCUGACAGGGGAAAAUGGGAAAAAUCCUUUUCCCAUAAGAAUACCUUCAAGCAGUUGUCAGUCAGUCUCACAGAAAGCCCCAUUAAAGAAAGAGAUCAUGAAUGUAAAGAAUGUGGAAAAAAAUUCUUUGACCGCCCAUCCCUUACACGACAUCAGAGGAUUCAUAAGGGAGAGAAGCGCUAUAAAUGUAAUGAAUGUGGGAAAGCCUUCUCUAAACAUUCAUCACUUACUGAACAUGACAGAAUUCAUACUGGAGAGAAACCCUAUGAAUGUGAUGAAUGUGGAAAGGCCUUCAGCUUGAAAAGUAACCUAACUCGACAUCAGCUAACACAUACUGGAGAGAAACCCUAUGAAUGUGACGAAUGUGGGAAGGCCUUUAGCCGUAGAAGUGGACUUAUGAGGCACCACAUGACUCAUACUGGAGAAAGUCCCUAUAAAUGUUAUGAAUGUGGGAAAGCUUUCUUUAACCCUUCAUCUCUUACCGAACAUGAGAGAAUUCAUACUGGAGAAAAGCCCUAUGAAUGUGAUGAAUGUGGGAAAGCCUUCUCUAACCAGUCAUCUCUUACUGUACAUGAGAGAAUUCAUACUGGAGAAAAGCCCUAUGAAUGUGAUGAAUGUGGGAAAGCCUUCUCUAUACAUUCAUCCCUUACUGUACAUCAGAGAAUUCAUACUGGAGAGAAGCCUUAUGAAUGUGAUGAAUGUGGGAAAGCCUUUUUUGACUGUUCAUCCCUUACUAGGCAUCAAAGAACUCAUACUGGAGAGAAACCCUAUUUAUGUAGUGUGUGUGGGAAAGUUUUCAGUAGCAAAGCAUCCGUUAUCCAACAUCAACGACGUUAUGCCAAAGAGUAAUGUAGGAAUGUAAUAAUUUAAGGAAAAUUUCCAUCAUAUCUAUCAUUCUGUUAAUUCCCAAAAAGUCCAUGUGGGAAAACAGACCCCCAUAGACAUUUUAAAAUGAUCUUAAACAAAUGGUGGGGGAGUAGGAAACAGGCAUUUAUUAAGGACCUACUUUAUGUCAGGCACUAUGCUAAGCACUUUACAAAUUUCUCAUUUGAUCCUCCCAACAUAGUGAGGUACUGUUAUUUCCAUUUUACACAUGAGAAAACUGAGGCAGACAGAGGUUAAGUGACUUCUUGAGGGUCACAUAGCUAAUAAAUGCCUGACGCUGAAUUUGAACUUAAAUCUUCCUGACUGGGCCCAGCACUUUACCCACUAUACCAAUUACCCAAUACAGAUUCAUAUAAAUUGCUGUCCCUUUUAUUUUUUUUUUACAAUUAUUUUGUUGUGAAUCUGACUCAAGGUAUCCCAGAUAUAAGAUGUAACUCUGAGCUUUCUCCCCCAAAGUCUCCUAUAAACUCAUAACCCAUGGUGUGCACAAAUAUUUGAAAGGAGACCUCUGAGAAAAUGGAAGAGUGAGCAGUCAAAAGAGAAUAUAUUUCCUUAGUUUCCCCCUACAAAACAUCAAUUUACAAAAACUUCCCAAAUUAUUAGAACUAUCAGAAUAGUUUUCAGAAUGGUAUACUGUUUUUGGUUAACAGUAGCAAAAAGAUGAGUAAAUCCAUAUCUCCCAUCAUAUACAUUUCCAAUAGAAAAAUUAAUAUAAAAUUAAGUCCAUAAAAUAAUUGGUUGUGGAAUGUAUGUAUUUAUCACCAUUACAGAGAUGUGGAAAAAUUUUAACCUCAAAUUUUGGGAGACAAAACAUAAAUUUGAUUAUAAAAAAGAACAUUCACAACAAAGUGCGAUCUAGAUUUUAAGAAGAAAGACUAGAGGAAAUUUUUAAAUGUUUCUGAUAAAAGUGUGGCAUCUGAAAUCUGGCAGGAUCAUAGGCUUUUAAGCAAGAAGUCAUCUGGUUAAAUCCCCUCUUUUUAUAGAUUAGAAAACUCUGACUCAGAGAAGAAAGGACAAGUUUAUGUGGGUAAAAUUUAUUCAAUUAGAAAAUAUAAAUGGUCAAUUUGAGAGAAAGGGAAAGCAACAUAAUCAGCCACCUGAAACAUUCAUCACAAAC
This is a messenger RNA of Antechinus flavipes (yellow-footed antechinus), 2933 nucleotides long. RefSeq names its product zinc finger protein 2-like. NCBI's taxonomy places the organism in Eukaryota, Metazoa, Chordata, Mammalia, Dasyuromorphia, Dasyuridae. The record is from RefSeq and is a predicted model, not a curated record. Gene Ontology annotation, molecular function: DNA-binding transcription repressor activity, RNA polymerase II-specific. The transcript has 5 exons. Gene Ontology annotation, biological process: negative regulation of transcription by RNA polymerase II. Bases 503 to 1780 code for a protein of 425 amino acids.